AUGGUGUCAAACACUAAAUUUUCCAGGGUCAGUAAAUGGACUUUUUACAGGGCUAAGAGCAUUACCUUAGAGAUGUUGGAAGGAUCUGUGGCUGACCAGUAUGCAAUUCUGGAUGACUAUUGCAAGCAAAUACUGCUAACCAAUCCUGGUAGUACUGCCAAGAUCCAGACUAAGUUGGAAGGUGAUCAAAGGGUGUUUGAAAGGGUGUACAUUUGCUUAAAAGCUUGCAAGGAUGGGUUCAGAAAUGGGUGUAGGCCUCUGAUUUGUCUAGAUGGAACAUUCUUGAAAGGAUAUUGCAAGGGUUUGUUGUUAGUUGCUGUUGGGAUAGAUCCUGAGAAUGCCAUCUACCCUAUUGCCUAUGCUAUAUGUGAGAAGGAAACAACUGAUUCCUGGACUUGGUUUUGUGAACUGCUAAACCAAGAUCUAGACAAUGAGAGGACAGAUUUGUACACACUAAUGAGUGACAAGCAGAAAGGUUUGGAGAAUGCUGUUGGGAGGGUUUUCACUGGUUCAGCUGUUAGGCAUUGUGUGAGGCACCUUCAUUCCAAUUUUAAGGACCAUCCUGGUUUGUUGAUGAAGCAGAUGUUGUGGGCAGCUACUAGAGCAACCAAUAUACCAGAGUUUGAGAGGAAAAUGGUAGAAAUCAAGGAAGUUAAUCAGGCUGCAUACAAUUGGUUAGCUGCUAAGCCACCAACAGAGUGGAUAGGCCUAUUUCUCAGAAGGUUUCAAAAGAAAAGAGAGAGUGUGAAGAAAUGGAAAGAGGAAUAUGGGAGAAACAUAUGGAAAAUCAUGGAGCAAAACAAGAAAAUUGCUUCAAAUUGUCUAGUAACACAGUCAACAGAAGUAAUUUUCCAAGUGGACUGUCCUGGUACAGUUAGCUAUGCUGUGAACUUAAUUGAAAAAACCUGCAGCUGCAGAAGGUACCAACUUAGUGGAAUACCAUGUGGUCAUGCAUUAGCAACCAUAUGGCAAGUAGGGCAUCAAGUGAAAGAUUAUGUCUCACACUUUUACUAG
Molecule: messenger RNA, 1014 nt
Organism: Cannabis sativa
Lineage: Eukaryota; Viridiplantae; Streptophyta; Magnoliopsida; Rosales; Cannabaceae
Exons: 2
Coding region: 1-1014 (337 amino acids)
Biological process (GO): DNA transposition
Molecular function (GO): zinc ion binding; transposase activity; DNA binding
Source: RefSeq, a predicted model, not a curated record